Molecule: messenger RNA, 1882 nt
Organism: Pan troglodytes (chimpanzee)
Lineage: Eukaryota; Metazoa; Chordata; Mammalia; Primates; Hominidae
Gene: YPEL4
Product: yippee like 4
Exons: 6
Coding region: 605-988 (127 amino acids)
Source: RefSeq, a predicted model, not a curated record
ACAUUCACCCACAGACCGAGGUACAGAACGAGAGACAACCUCUGCCCCCCCAGCAGCUGGCCAGCUUUGCAGCCCCAGUCUUGAGCCCCCAACUACCCUCCCCCCACCCACCCCCAUCCCCUUCCCAAUUGAAGGAGCGGAAAGAGAAGAGAGAAGAGUGAGCAGAGAGAUUGAGAGAUUGAGAGAGAGAGAGAGAGAUAGACGGAGAUCUCUGGAGCAGACCUCAAGUGCCUGUGCGAUGCAGAGCCUCACGAAGAACUGAAAACCAAGGAGAGGGCACUUGCAGAUGACGUUGCUCCCAUGGCAGCGUCUGUGCCCGUGGGCUUCUCUCUGUGGAAAAUGGUGGAGGCUGCUUCUGCCCCAGGAGGGAGAAACACCGACUCCCUGGCUUUGGCGCCAGAAGCCUGGAUCGGCUGCCAGGUGACUUCUAUUUCUAUCUGGUUCUCGUCUGGGGGGGCCCUGGCCGGGCAGCCCCCCAACACUUCUCCUGCCCUGAAACACGGCUCUAGCCAACCUGCUCCGCUGCUUCACCUGCGACCGUCUCUGCGGGGGCUGCACGGCGCCAGCCCCUCCAGCCCGCCAGGGCAUUGUCCUCCAGCCCGUCAUGCCCAGCUGUGACCCCGGUCCGGGCCCUGCCUGCCUCCCCACCAAGACUUUCCGCAGCUAUCUGCCCCGCUGUCACCGCACUUACAGCUGUGUCCACUGCCGUGCACACCUGGCCAAACACGAUGAGCUUAUUUCCAAGUCCUUCCAAGGGAGCCAUGGCCGAGCCUACCUGUUUAACUCCGUGGUCAACGUGGGUUGCGGGCCAGCUGAACAGCGCCUCUUGCUCACGGGGCUCCACUCGGUAGCUGACAUUUUCUGUGAGAGCUGCAAAACCACACUGGGCUGGAAAUAUGAACAAGCUUUUGAGACGAGCCAGAAGUACAAGGAAGGGAAAUACAUCAUUGAAAUGUCACACAUGGUGAAGGACAACGGCUGGGACUGAGGGGCUCAGGCAGGGUGUGCCCUUCCUCCGCAUGCCCCUCCCUCCCCACGGCCCUGCCAAGCAGUCUAUACCAGCAUGAGUACUGCCCCACCCCUGGGGGAAACCUGGCUCCAACCAACCCCUCCCCUGCCUCCACCAUAUCCACUACCAGGCACCCUUUGGAACAGGGGUCUGGGGGUACCCCAGGGGUGUUAAGGCUCAGGAGUGGGCAGCAGUCAGGGAGAGACAGAACUGGGGGAAAGGGAUGGUUGUGGGUCUUUCUGUUCCCAAGAUCCUGAACAUGGAGGCGAUGGCAGGGCGUAGACUCAGGCAGAGAGGAUUGUGGGAGGAAUCCGUUUUUGCUCCACCUCUUUUUGAGUGAACAGAGGACAAACCUUGGGUCACAGGGCAAGUAGAUCGUGGACCACAGAACAGCAGAUGAGAAAAGGCUUGGGUUGGAGUGAAAUUCUGGUCUCAGACACCAGGAGACCAGAGUCUCUGAGGAUGAAGUUUCCUCCCCCUAUUUGUAGGGAAAAGGACUUGAGUGCAGGGAAAACUCAAAUCCCAGGCCCUGGGAAAUAGUAAAGUAAUCAAAGGGUUUUCCAUUUCACUCCACUUGUUAGUUUAUCUUGGCACUGAAGAGGCACUUUCGAGUAUUUAACUUUUGCCAUUGGGUGGGGUGGGGACAGCUGCUCGCGGAACAGCCCCUAGUCGGCUGCUUCCAGAGUAAGCAGUCUUUAUGGGCUUUCUCUGAGGCCCAGUCACUGCUCCUGGGACCCAGUCCCCUGGAAGGGAGGUGGAAAAUCAGUGCUACGGGGCCAGUCUUUCCCGUGGCUGCCACCAGCGAAUGAAACUUUUGUAUGAUACAUAAAGUGCUUGAGUCUAUUUUUAAUAAAAAGGGAAAAAGCAACUUGA